AUGAUUGUACUGCGUGGCGCACCCGUAUAUGGUGUCCGACAGUAUGUGACAGCCUCCACCACAGUCGCCACAUUGCGAGCGGCGCAAUAUGGACGAACACCAGCGGUCCAGAGAUUGAUCUCGCGAGAGACGCAGUCGACAUCUCUUACUCCCUCCUCACCUCUAACACCAUUCUCCCCUCGGCUUACAUUGCCAAGUCAUGUCCUUCUACGAUCAUUACAUACUUCCCGACCACAAUACCAGCAAGCCCAACCGAAAGAGGAGCCAAAGCAGGAAGUGCGAGACCCGCCCCGGGACGAGAAGCCGCAUCAGGAGGCGGGUGAAGGAGCAGAGCAGGAAAAGAGCGAUACCAAAAAUGAGGAAUCCGGCAAACAAGAAAAAGACUCCAAACCUCCACCACCACCGCCUCACGGGGACAAGACUCCCUGGCAGGUCUUCACCGAGACUCUCCGAACCGAAUUCAAGGCCUCCAAAGAAUGGAAUGAAUCCACAAAACAGCUUUCUGGAUCUGUCCAACAAUUCACAGAAUCCGAGGCUGUACGGAGAGCCCGCGAGGCUUCAGAAGCCGCCUCCAAAGGCACGUCUGAGGUGCUGAAAACUACCGGCCGUGCCAUUGGUAAAGGUGCAGCUUGGACCUGGGAUACCAAGGUGGUUCAGGGAUUCCGACAAGGAGUGAAUGCUACGGGCCGGACCAUCGAGAAGGCAACUCGGCCGGUCCGAGAAACCAAGGCAUUCAAAGACAUCUCGGAAGCCGUUGAUGAUGGAAGCAGUUCGAGAUAUGGUGGUUGGAUCGAAAAGGAAGAGCGCCGCAAGAGAAGGGAAGCCCUCAGAUUGAAGGAGGAGAGGGAGGGCAAGCGCGCCCCGGCCGAGCCACUGGUGGAAGAUCCAAAUGCUGGAACGAACAUCACUGUCCACAAAGACGCGGCAUGGAAAGAAUCGUGGAACAAAUUCAAAGAGAACUCGAAACUGAUGCAAGGGUUGUUCAACAUGAAAACGACGUAUGAAGAGUCGGAAAACCCACUGAUCUCGACGGCACGGUCAAUCUCGGACCGCUUUGCAGGCUUUUUCGCCGAGAAUGAGACGGCAAUGGUGAUCAAGAAGUUCCGCGAGAUGGACCCCUCGUUCCAGCUUGAACCUUUCCUGCGCGAUCUGAGAGAAUAUAUCCUCCCUGAGGUUCUGGAUGCCUACGUCAAAGGCGAUGUGGAGACUCUCAAACUCUGGCUGUCGGCAGCGCAGUUCCAGGUGUAUUCUGCUUUGAUGGAACAAUACACCAAGGCCGGGCUGAAAUCAGACGGGCGAAUUCUGGAUAUUCGACACGUCGACAUCCUGAACGCCAGACUGUUGGAGCCAGGCGACAUUCCCGUAUUCAUCAUCACAUGCCGGACCCAGGAAGUCCACGUCUAUCGAAACCAGAAGACGAACGAACUAGCCGCUGGCAUGGAGGACAAAGUCCAGCUGGUCACGUACGCCAUCGGGGUGACGCGAUUGCCCGAAGAAGUCAACAACCCCGAGACACGUGGAUGGAGGAUGAUUGAACUGCAAAAGGCAGCCAGAGACUACAUCUAA
Messenger RNA from Capronia epimyces CBS 606.96, 1566 nucleotides. RefSeq lists its product as uncharacterized. The coding region runs from base 1 to 1566 and encodes 521 amino acids. The record is from RefSeq and is a predicted model, not a curated record. The transcript is spliced from 2 exons. Lineage: Eukaryota; Fungi; Ascomycota; Eurotiomycetes; Chaetothyriales; Herpotrichiellaceae. Gene Ontology annotation, molecular function: protein-folding chaperone binding. Gene Ontology annotation, cellular component: mitochondrial inner membrane. Gene Ontology annotation, biological process: protein import into mitochondrial matrix.